Erythranthe guttata (spotted monkey flower) is the source of this 1478-nucleotide messenger RNA. RefSeq names its product Peroxidase superfamily protein. The record is from RefSeq and is a predicted model, not a curated record. Gene Ontology annotation, biological process: hydrogen peroxide catabolic process; response to oxidative stress. Gene Ontology annotation, molecular function: heme binding; peroxidase activity. Lineage: Eukaryota; Viridiplantae; Streptophyta; Magnoliopsida; Lamiales; Phrymaceae.
AAUGUCCCAAAUUUCCCCACAACUACAUAAAGAAAACAUCCAAAAAGCCCCAUACAACUCUCUUUCCUUUGUACCAUUUUCAGUGAAAGAAAACCAUGUCCUUCAUUAUUGCUCUCCUCUCCCUCCUCCUCCGCCUCACCUCCGCCGCAUCUCCGCCCUCCCUCCGGCCAGGUUUCUACUCGGAAAGCUGCCCGGAAGCGGAAUCCGUCGUAAGGGAAGUCCUCCGGCAAGCCAUGGCCAGAGAAACAAGAAGCGCUGCCUCUGUCAUGCGGUUGCAGUUCCAUGAUUGCUUAGUUAAUGGUUGUGAUGGUUCGUUGUUGCUGGAUGACACGGCGGAGAUGGUGGGGGAGAAAUUAGCAUUGUCGAACAUAAAUUCGUUGAGAUCAUAUGAAGUUGUCGACGAAAUUAAGGAAGCUUUGGAGAUUGUGUGUCCGAAUGUUGUCUCUUGUGCUGAUAUUUUAAUCAUUGCUGCUAGAGAUGCUGUUCUUCUGAGUGGAGGACCAAAUUGGGAAGUGAAAUUAGGGAGGAAAGACAGCCUAACAGCCAGCCAAGAAGCUUCAAACGACAUAAUGCCGAGCCCACGAGCCAAUGCAAGUUCCUUAAUUACCCUCUUCGCCAAAUUCAACCUCACCGUCAAAGACUUGGUCGCCCUCUCCGGGUCCCACUCCAUCGGAAAAGCAAGGUGCUUCUCCAUAGUCUUCCGGCUCUACAACCAAUCGGGCACGGGCCGGCCCGACCCAUCGAUCGACCCGGAUUACCGCGAGAAGCUAGACGGGUUAUGCCCGCUCGGCGGCGACGAAGAAGUCACCGGAGAUCUAGAUUCUACGCCGGAGAUAUUCGAUAAUCGGUAUUUCAAGGACUUGGUUAAUGGGAGGGGGUUUUUGAACUCGGACGAGACUUUGUUCACGUUUGAUGAGACUAGGGUUUACGUGAAGAUGUUUAGUGAGAGUGAGAGCGAGUUUUUCAAAGCGUUUGUUGAGGGGAUGAUUAAGUUGGGGGAUCUGCAGUCGGGGUUUCCCGGCGAGAUUAGGAGGAGUUGUAGGGCGGUGAACGGGCGGCCGGUGGAGGAGGUGUUGGUGGCGACAAAGCGGUGAGAAAUAUUUUGUUGGGGUUGAUCAAUUGUUAUUGGAGGCAUAUUGUGAAUUUAUUUACCUAAGAGAAGAUUUGUGUGAACAAAGAUUGUUGGCAUUUGCAUUUAUUCUCAAGUUUGAUGAUCUAAACUUAUGUUGCAAAUCAAUCUUAAAAAUUACAAAAUGGCCCAAAAGUUGUAAUCAAAAUGUAUCAAAUCAAUCCAAUCGACAUUUCCCAGACGAGGCGCAUAUGUAUUACUGUCACUCGGAUCGAAACAAAGUUCAAUAACAAAAUGUAUACAUAUAAAGCUAAAGAACAUCAAUUAAAACAAAUAACAUCCCAAAAUUUUCAUACAAAAAAACAACAGCAAAAGAAAGAACAAUUCAAUUCAACGAACAUAUUCGAAA